Molecule: messenger RNA, 770 nt
Organism: Prosopis cineraria
Lineage: Eukaryota; Viridiplantae; Streptophyta; Magnoliopsida; Fabales; Fabaceae
Product: non-specific lipid-transfer protein 2-like
Exons: 1
Coding region: 60-359 (99 amino acids)
Biological process (GO): lipid transport
Source: RefSeq, a predicted model, not a curated record
UCACUCCUAUCUUCACCACUUCAUCACUACACCAAGUUAACAGGAGAAGAACAGGAGUAAUGGCGAUGAUGAAGAAGAAGAUGGGUGUGUGUCUGGUGGUGAUGAUGGUGAUGAUCCUUGUGGUGGUGGAGCUGCCACACACGGUGGAGGCGGUGACUUGCAGCCCGGUGGCUCUGAGUCCGUGCAUGGGAGCGAUAUCGUCGUCGUCUCCGCCGUCGAGCGAGUGCUGCCAGAAGCUGAAGGAGCAGAAGCCGUGUCUGUGUGGGUACCUCAAGAACCCUAGUCUGAGGCAGUACGUUAACUCUCCUGGGGCCAAGAAGGUUGCUUCCUCUUGUGGGGUCCCCAUCCCUUCUUGUUGAAUAAGUCAAACUAGUUUUACAGUAAGCUUGUGAUCGCUAUCAGUUAAUUAGUCAGUACAAGUCAACAACAAGCUCUGUUAGUGAUAGUGUGCCACCUCCAAUCCCUUACUUGAAAGAGGUGUCAGGUUAUGUUGAAAUUUGAUAUUGACAUGUUUGUGUGUGCGCGUGUGAGUGUGUGUCUCUUUUUUUAUAUGGAAAGUGGUGUAAAAUUUUGGGGGAAAAAAAUAAAGUACCAGGAUAAGUGUUUCAGGAAGAGUUUCAGAAAAUAUUCUCUCUCUUGGGGAACAUUCAUGCCGUUCAAGAUUCAAGUUGGUUAUGGCUUGAACAAGAUCAUGGGAAAGAUGUUUUAAGUGUCAUGUAAAAGCUUUUUUAUUUUAUUUUAUUGAUGAUUAAUGCCAUUAUCUUGUUGAA